AUGAUUUGGCGCCGGUAUUUUCCGGCCUCCUCCCCGGGCCCUCACCGGAUUGAAAGAGCGCUCCAAGAUGAAGUCCCGGCAGUUCCCGUGGGCCGUGUUCACAGGCUCCUGAAAAAGGGUAACUAUGCUGAGCGUGUGGGUGCCGGAGCGCCGGUCUAUCUGGCUGUGGUACUCGAGUAUCUGACGGCUGAAAUCCUCGAGCUCGCCGGUAAUGCGGCCCGGGACAACAAGAAGACCCGCAUCAUCCCUAGCCACCUCCAGCUGCCCGUGCACAACGACGAGGAGCUCAACAAGUUGCUGGGAGGGGUGACCAUCGCUCAGGGUGGGGUACUGCUUAAUAUCCAGGCCGCGCUGCUGCCCAAGAAAACCGCCGCUGGGGGCGCCACUAAAAAGUGA
This is a messenger RNA of Rhincodon typus (whale shark), 396 nucleotides long. RefSeq names its product histone H2A, sperm-like. The transcript is spliced from 2 exons. NCBI's taxonomy places the organism in Eukaryota, Metazoa, Chordata, Chondrichthyes, Orectolobiformes, Rhincodontidae. Gene Ontology annotation, molecular function: DNA binding; protein heterodimerization activity; structural constituent of chromatin. Gene Ontology annotation, cellular component: nucleosome. The record is from RefSeq and is a predicted model, not a curated record. Bases 1 to 396 code for a protein of 131 amino acids.